This is a messenger RNA of Paraglomus occultum, 1294 nucleotides long. Lineage: Eukaryota; Fungi; Glomeromycota; Glomeromycetes; Paraglomerales; Paraglomeraceae. The record is from the annotation of a GenBank genome assembly.
UUCAUUAGAAGAACGGAUUUCCAAGCUUGUAGCUGAGAAUGAUAUACUUAGACGGGAAGAUACCGAGAUCAAGUUUGAGAACAAUGAACUUAAAGCUGAGAACGUAAAAUUAAAACAAGCUUUGGAAGAACAUGAAUCCAGAUUUGCGAAACUGGAGCAGAACGAUAAAGAUACUGCUGUUGAAAAUGCUGAGCUUAAAGUUAGAGUUGCGAAAUUAGAACAGAAGCAAUCGAAAACCGAUGAAAAGAACAACUUUAUUAUUAAAUCAGAUGAUGAUGCCAAGGAAAUCAAUCAAUCUUCAGUCUGCGAAGCAGGAUACCCAGUAUCUAAUACCAUCUCUACCAAAAUGAAAAAUUCUAACGAUACUCCGGCAUCUAAUAUAUCUGAUAAUACUUCAAAUUCUGAUGUAGCUCCUGAACAAAUAGAAAAUAGUUCCAAUAUCACAUCCGAUUCAUAUAUAAUCCAGGAAAAGGAUAGCCGAUCUUCCACAUCUCUUAUUCCUAUAGAGAAUGGCAAUACAUUAGAAGAGAAAGCAAUUGACAAAUUUCUGGAUUCAAAGCAUAGAGAAACGGUUAGAUCUUCCUUGAGUGUAAAAGGUGGGCAGGGGUUGAUCCAAGAAUUAUUUACUCCAGAGCCGUCUCUACAAGAAUCGAAUAUAAUUCAAAACCAUGUGAUUGAAAUUUCUGAGACCGCCGGUCCCGGAAAAUCUAACAUUGAUGAAGCAUCGCAACAUCUAGCUCAGUUAUGUGAUAAAGCUUUUGAUGCUGAGGAUGGUGCAAAUAGAGCUAACCAAGAAGAAAUCUUAUGUUGGUCCAUCUAUGGAAAGGAUUUCAGGAAAUAUCGCGGGAUGCUUUACGCAAAAAAACUCAGAGCUGAGAAAAUUUAUAUAUUAUUCGAAAAAAUAGGCCACGAUAAAAUCAAACACAUCAAAUCAUAUAGUGCGAAUUCCAUUUCAAAGCUUACUAAUAAUCAAAUUCAAGAGAUUAUAAAUUAUUCUUGUCAGAACGUCGAUACAGAUAAUGCAAGACAUCAAAUUUCGUCCGAAAAUACCGAAAUUUCUGAGACCGCCGGUCCCGGAAAAAUCUCAUCUGAAAUAAAGACAGGUAAUAUAACCACUCCCUCUAUCUCAUUGUCUCAUACGCCUAAUUCGGAAGAUAAGAUAAUUGAGAAAGUUGAAUCUUUACCAGAAACCGGGACCAAGGUAAGUAUAUCUAUUGAACCCGUUUCCGCUGUUUUAGAAAAAGUUCCAGAAACCGAGGGAAAUGUGGGUCUUGAAAGGCAGAAUUUGGUAUAA